GUCGAAAAAUGAGGCCCAAUUUUCUUGGCCCAAUGGGCUGUUUUUGCCCUUGGGCCUUGGCCCAAAAAAGGCAAAAUGAAGAGGAUAAUUUAACAAAAAAAGCUAAGACUUUGCUUAAUUUAAGAAGUGAAAAAUGGUUAACGAGAAAGGCGAUGGGCCAUGGCGGCAACAAAGAAACUCUCAUCUCUUUUCCCUUUGUUCUCUCUCAUCUGCUUCUUCUCAGUCUUUAUCCUUCUCUCUCUUUCCAGAAAAGCCUCCAUUUCCUCUUCUCCAACUUAUCCCCAAUUCCUCCAAUAUAAAUCCGUCAUCGCCACCAAUAACAUCGGCGCCAAUGCCACCACAAGCUAUGCUUCAGGCUGGUCUUCAUGCGAUUACUCCGACGGGUCGUGGAUCUACGACCGGGAUGCGAGAUUCGAUAGGUAUGACAGUAGCUGCAAGGAAAUAUUCAAAGGAUGGAAUUGCAUUUUGAACAACAAAUCUAACGGUCGAGCUAUCCUUCACUGGCUAUGGAAGCCUCGUAACUGUCAUCUCCCGCCGUUCGAUCCGCUCAAGUUUCUUCACACUUUCAGAGAUACUAACGUUGGGUUUGUUGGCGAUUCCUUAAACAGAAACAUGUUUGUUUCAUUGUUUUGCACUCUGAGACGUGUGUCCGGUGAUGUGAAGAAAUGGCGUCCGGCUGAAGCUGAUCGUGGCUUUACGUUUCUUCGCUAUAAUCUUACCAUUGCAUAUCAUCGAACUAAUCUUCUGGCACGCUAUGGUAGGUGGUCGGCUAAUGGUAAUGGUGGUAAGUUGGAAGCUCUUGGAUAUAAAGAGGGUUAUAGAGUUGAUGUUGAUAUUCCAGAAGGCACAUGGGAGAAGGCUCCGAGCUUCCAUGACAUACUGAUCUUUAGCACAGGGCACUGGUGGUGGGCUCCUUCAAAAUUUGACCCAGUCAAGUCACCCAUGCUUUUCUUUGAAAAGGGUCUGCCCAUGAUCCCUCCCAUACCUCCUGAUGUUGGUUUGGAUAAGGUUUUAAAACACAUGAUACGAUUUGUGAAGAAAACCAUGCAACCAGAUGCUAUUAUAUUAUUUCGCACACAAUCACCCAGGCAUUUUGAAGGAGGCGACUGGGACCAAGGUGGUUCAUGUCAGCGGUUGCAACCUUUGUUACCAGAACAAGUGGAAGAACUCUUCUCAUUGAAGAAUAAUGGGACGAAUGUGGAGGCACGCCUUGUGAAUAAACACCUAUACAAGGCCAUCAAGUGGUCUAAUUUCCACAUCUUUGAUAUUACCCAUAUGAGUGAGUUCAGAGCAGAUGCCCACCCUUCCACAGCUGGAGGAAAGAAACAUGAUGACUGCAUGCAUUGGUGCUUACCGGGAAUUACGGAUACAUGGAAUGACCUGUUUGUAACCCAUCUAAACAGUCUAAAAAUUAGAAACUGAUGUGUUAUUACAAACAUCUUUUUAUUUAAAUAGUGUUUUGAUGUUCCUAAUUGACUGGAAAAUCGUAUUCCUUAUUUGUUUUUGAAACAAUUUGUUAAUUUUUAUUCAUUUAUGGUGAUGGGCCUAGAGUUAACCUGGGCUUUGUUGGAGUUACAAUUUCAACUUAUG
Molecule: messenger RNA, 1590 nt
Organism: Durio zibethinus
Lineage: Eukaryota; Viridiplantae; Streptophyta; Magnoliopsida; Malvales; Malvaceae
Product: protein trichome birefringence-like 13
Cellular component (GO): Golgi apparatus
Molecular function (GO): O-acetyltransferase activity
Source: RefSeq, a predicted model, not a curated record